Molecule: messenger RNA, 441 nt
Organism: Impatiens glandulifera
Lineage: Eukaryota; Viridiplantae; Streptophyta; Magnoliopsida; Ericales; Balsaminaceae
Exons: 1
Coding region: 1-441 (146 amino acids)
Source: RefSeq, a predicted model, not a curated record
AUGGAGAAGAAGGUUAAUUCAGAAACCAGAUUCAUUCGUUACAUCAAAUCUCCCAUAAGGGUUCUUUCUAAAUUGAGGGACAGUUAUAUCAAUAGCAUGAUCAAGUGUGCCGGUCAUACAGUUUACGGCGGUGGCGGCUCAUCCAUGGGCUGCCCGGCGCCGUACGGUCUGCCCAAGAGCUUCAGCGUCAAUUCUUCUAACAGAUCAUCAUCAUCAUUAUCAUCAAGCAACGACGAUUACUCUGAACUCAUAAGGGCUGCUUCUAUUAGAACCCUUGGAAGGUCGACAGGGCUACAGCAGCAAUCGUAUGCGGUGGUGCCUAUGGUAGCAGCAGUCAGGAGGAGUCAGAGCGUUGCGAUUGGAAGGAUUAAUGAAGACGAAGCUUGUGAUUUUGCUGAUGAUUUGUGGCUUCUAAGAAGCAAAAGCUAUGCCGUCGCUUAA